Messenger RNA from Malassezia vespertilionis, 2451 nucleotides. Its product is annotated as Rho GTPase activating protein. Gene Ontology annotation, biological process: regulation of GTPase activity; signal transduction. The record is from RefSeq and is a predicted model, not a curated record. The coding region runs from base 1 to 2451 and encodes 816 amino acids. Gene Ontology annotation, cellular component: cytoplasm. Lineage: Eukaryota; Fungi; Basidiomycota; Malasseziomycetes; Malasseziales; Malasseziaceae. The transcript has a single exon.
AUGCCACAACAAAUAUCAUUAGCAGAUUGCUAUGCCCAAUCGGGCACGACAGAUCCGCAAGGCGCGCUCAUGUACCUCGUCUCAAUGUACAAUGAAAUGUCGAUGGAGUACGCCACGUUCCUGCAGACUGUGAGCACAGAGGCACAGGGUGUCAAUGAGCCGGUCGGAUUAGGACUGGAUUGCAUUGCGCAGAACUCAGCUGAGGCGGCGGGCUCGCGAUUCCGUAUCCUGCGUCGUCGCAGUACGCGUAGUGUCCGCGAACCUUUGUCCGUGCUCUCCAAAAGCCCUGGAAGUUCAUCGAGUGGCACGGUUGCAACGCCACAAUUUGUGCAUCACCACAACGAUAGCGCUUCGAGCACCUCUACCGCUGACCCCGGCAGCGAACCGAGUGCACCCAAGCGCGACGGGUUCAACUUUUUGGGCCAUAUGACGCUUCCUCGCGCACUUACCAACAUGGAACUUUCCCGGCCUCGAUCGCCUAAUUUGUUGGGAAUAAGUGCAUCACCUAAGCUUUGGCGCAAAGGUAGUAAUACAUCGCUGGCGCAGCGCACGAUGGAUUCGCCGUCCAAACUCAAUAAUGCAAAUGCAGCUGCGCCAACUUCGCCUCGCGCGCUGCACCGCCCUGCUGCUGUACCGGCAAAGCCCAAUGUUGUUGCACCUUUAAGCCCACGGGCACUUCAUUUGCACGAUGCAUCGCGUGUAUCGCAUUUGGAGCAUGAUCGGUUGUAUUACGCCGGUAUUCAUGUCAUGGGCUCGUGGGUGUCGAAUGGCGAAAUCGUUUUGCGUAUAAGAAUCCAGCCGGCAGCAGCAGCAAUGGAUGGUACUGUUCCGCCUGUCUAUGUGAUUGAAAAGAGAAGCGCAGAUUUGGUGAAUUUGUAUGACCGCGUCAUGACCAGGGCGCAAGGCCUGGCCGAUGGGAGUGCACAAAAGAUCCGACCCCUGGAGCCAAACAUGUUCCAAGGCCCCUUCAAUCCUUGGCGUUUGAUACAGCGCAAUACUGCAGUCGAUACACUAAUAUGCGCGUUGCAGCGUCUGCCUGUAUGGUACGACGAUAUAUUCGGCCACUUUUUCCGCACCAAUGAAGUGCCAAGCGCGUCGACACCGAUGCGACAAGCAUACUUGCUACAAAAAACCAAUACAGAAGAUGCGUGGGCGUUUAAACUUUGUACACUGCAACAGCAUGUUCUGAAGAUUUGCGAUGCACACCAGCCAGAGCACCGAAACACAAUUCAACUACAGCAGGCACGCAUAUGGUACCAAAUGGAAGACGUGCGCGAAUCUGACCUGGGUGGUACGAAUAUUAAAUGCCCGCUUUUGGUUGUACAGUAUAUGAAGCAGAGCAGUGGAGCGAGCCCAUCGGUUUGUCAAAUAACGUUUACGAUGGAAAGCGCUGAAAUGCUCAGCGAAUGGCAUGCUGCACUGUUGAGCGAGGUUCAGUCGGACAAGCACUCGCCCUCUUUUAACCCUAGGGAUAUGGUCAGCACACCCGAACCGAAACUGCAACUUUUGCCUGGAUUCUUGCAAAGUAGGGACGCAGAGACGGGGGGAAAGCUGCAGUCGAUUGCUCGAUCACUGCCUGAUAGGAGCGGUUCCACAUCGCCGACGCUUUACCAACCUGGCUACGAGGCGAACCGAUUUAUUCAUGGUCUGAGCGGCCUUUUCCGUGCAGGUGUAGUACCAGAAAAUGCCACUUUGCCGCAUGCAUCUCCAUCGGCCCCCGAUCGACGGCGAUUUUGGCAUGGGUUCCUUGGCUUUGGCCAUAUGUAUAAUAAUGCGAACGACGAUGCAUUUUCUGCGUACAGCGAGCAAUGCAUAUUUGGUAUGCCACUGCAUGCGGUUGUGCAAGUGUUUGGUCAUGCGUCGGGCGAUACAUGCUCUUCUCCCAUUCCCGUCGUAGUUUUCCGCUGCGUCGAAUACUUGGAAAGUGGCACGCGCCUCUUUGAAGAAGGCAUUUAUCGCAUCAGUGGAAGCUCCCUCGCUGUCAAGGCAUUGUGCGAACGUUUCAAUAUGGGCGACGAUGUGGAUCUCAACGGCGUCGCGGACUCAUCUGACUUGAACAAAACACUACACAGAGAUCCGCAUAUUGUAAGCAGUGUGCUGAAAACCUACCUUCGCCAAUUGCCGGAGAAUAUUUGCACGCUCCCGCUACUCCCUGAGCUUAUAUCGACUGCAGAACUGCAUGAUGGGACAGAGCGUGCACAAUCGUUACGUGGUGUAAUAUCUCGUUUACCCCCAGAAAAUUACGCACUGCUUCGCUUCCUCAUGCACCAUUUUCAUCAUGUAAGCGCAGCUGCUGAGCAGAACAAGAUGAACAUUCAGAACCUUGCCAUUGUUUUCAGCCCAACGUUGAACAUCCCGACAAACUUGCUGACGAUAUUGAUGGCUGAUUAUCCAUCAAUUUUUGAAUCAUAUGUGCCACACACUACCCAGGAAUCGGCACAUUUGCUAUAA